AUGGAAGAUGUAAAACAUGGCAAAAGAAGCCCAGAAAGUCCUUGUUCAAAGAACAGCAACAACAAUAAUAACAAAGAACAAGACCGCUUCCUCCCAAUAGCCAAUGUGGGUCGCAUAAUGAAAAAGGUCAUCCCUGGAAACGGAAAAAUAUCAAAAGAUGCAAAAGAGACAGUUCAAGAAUGUGUCUCUGAGUUUAUCAGCUUUGUUACAGGUGAAGCCUCAGAUAAAUGCCAACGAGAAAAGAGAAAAACAAUAAAUGGUGAUGAUAUAAAUUGGGCCAUAACGACAUUAGGGUUUGAGGAAUACGUUGAGCCACUCAAACUCUAUCUUAGCAAGUAUAGACAGGAAGAAAACAAAGGAAACAACAACAACAACAACCUACCUAAACCGCACCAAUGCAUUGAACAACAACAACACACUUUGCCAACUUAUAAGAGUCUCUAUUCAACGACAACCACCAAUAUUAUGUCACAACAACCUUUUGCAUCCGUUGGCGACCAAAAGUUUGGGUUACCAUUUUCUUCAAAUACAAUUCAAACACAAUUGCAUCAUCAACAGGAAAGCAUUGAUUCCGUUGGGCAGUGGUAAUUUCAUCUUCUUCUUGUUAUUCCUUUGGAAAUGGAAUUUGUAACUGUGUUUCUUUAUUUUUUCGACCACAUUUUAGAAGAUAGGACAAUAGAAAAUCUUCUUACACCAAUGUGGUUUAUUAUAUUAAAUAUAGCACAUGUGCUUGUUCAAGUUGUAUAGUUUUAAUAGAAUGCGUUUGCUAGUUUUAUAUCAUUAUACCA
Lactuca sativa (garden lettuce) is the source of this 788-nucleotide messenger RNA. Its product is annotated as nuclear transcription factor Y subunit B-7. Gene Ontology annotation, biological process: regulation of transcription by RNA polymerase II. NCBI's taxonomy places the organism in Eukaryota, Viridiplantae, Streptophyta, Magnoliopsida, Asterales, Asteraceae. The record is from RefSeq and is a predicted model, not a curated record. Gene Ontology annotation, molecular function: protein heterodimerization activity; RNA polymerase II cis-regulatory region sequence-specific DNA binding; DNA-binding transcription activator activity, RNA polymerase II-specific. Gene Ontology annotation, cellular component: CCAAT-binding factor complex; nucleus.